ACCGUUCAGAAAUAUGGAAUGGUGUUAGCUUACCGAAUAUCGUCUGUAUCUUUUUAAAUUUAUAACAAAGUGACAGAAUUAUUGAAUUUGUUUGUUAAUGAUCAAUAUCAUUAUCCCGUUUCCAUCAACCGCUGCAGCUGAUGCAGCGGUUCCGUUGUCAAACGAAGAUGAUUGUUUACGAACGUUAAAUUGUUUUGGAGUUCAUGUCAAUGUCAUCAUGUCAUUGUUUGUUAUUCGGUGCCCGGCUAUCGCGAAAGUUUGUUUGAUAAAAAAUCGAAAGAAUUUGUUUUUAAGUGCUGCUUUGUUUAAUAAGUUAUCUUUUAUUAGGCUCAAUACCCAUAUUUCGAAUAAUAAUAUGGUGCGUGAAGGAGUACUGCCCCCGGCAGAGUCCGGAGAAUUUAUUGCUAAAAAUGCACAACAUGUUAAGAUUCACGAAGCAGGACUUGAGAAACUUUGUGAAGAGAUGUUACCAUCAAUAACGAAUAAGCUGGAGAUCCCCGACACGGGUGCAGACAUUAUCCACCCUGACAAGGACCAUGACAAGGCCGCAGACUGGGUGUUUGUGGCCGAUGCACUCAACUUCUGCUUCUGGUCAUAUUCUGGUGCUCAGAAGUGGACUGUUGAUGGCCAUUCUGGGUAUUAUGCUCUUGAAGCUGCACUUGCUAGAGCUAUAAAGAAUGGAAUCGACAUAACAAACCCCAAAUACUACUCGAAGAUAACCGAAGAUGAAUUGCGUUCAAUCAUGAAAGGUGACAACGAAGCCACCAUACCUCUGUUUGAACAGAGAGUGUCUGUGCUUCACGAAGUAGGAUCUAUUCUAUUAGAGAAGUACAACGGUACCUUUGAGACAUGCUUAAAAGAAGCGAAUAAGUCUGCUGUCAAGCUACUAGAGAUUAUUGUGAAGAAUUUCCCAUGUUUCCGAGAUGAAGCUACGUUUAAAGGACAGAAAGUAGCCUUAUACAAGAGGGCUCAGAUCCUAGUAGCAGAUUUGUGGAACUUCUUCGGCGGUACAGGGUGGGGAGAGUUCAAAGACAUUGACAAGAUGACAAUGUUUGCGGAUUACAGAGUGCCACAGGUGCUUGUUUAUUUCGGUGCACUCAGUUACACUGAUGAAUUGAUGGAGAAGUUGAAAAAAGAUAUUCUUCUUCCAAGCGGUUCAGAAGAAGAAGUAGAAAUCCGAGGCUGCUCCAUCCACGCAGUAGAACUUCUCAAGAAGAGAAUAGAAGAGAAGUUAGCGGGUCGCAGUGUCGAGGUACCCAACUCCAGUCUGAUAGACUAUUACUUAUGGUGCUACAGGAGGAAGUAUGCUGAUGCCAUGGAAACCAUACCCUUCCAUAAGACCCUGGGCAUUUACUACUGAUGGUAAUACUAUGUAUUAGUAUAUAGAUAUAAGUAUAUGACUUGAAUUGAAAAUAAUGGUGCUGGUUAUCCAAAUGUAUUUUAAUAGUAUUUAAGCUAAGGUUUCUUUAUAUGUACUAGUCUUUUUAAUUUUCCUAAUUGUAUAAAUAAGAUUAGGUGUUAAGACAAAAAUAGGCGAGACUUGCCCCACGUUGGGCGUCAAUAUACAACUAUUAUCGAUUUUUUUAAAUUAAUUAAUAUGAAUGAAUGAUUUAUUACUUAAAAAUAACGAUACAUUUUACAUUAUACAGCCAUGAGGCUAAAAUAACAAAAUAAAUAAAUAAAUGGUCCAGUACAAAUUACUCGUUUGUUUAAUUCUCUUGAAAUAUGACAAAUACUAUGACUAUUAUCGCAUUAUUUGAUAUUGAGUUAUAAAAUGUAUUGAUAUUAUAUUAUAUGUGUUAUAUCAGAUAGGACAUUCAUUUUAUCAAUAUAACAACCGCUCUUUUUCUAAUAAUUGAUAAAGUACAACCUAAUAAUCUUUAUUUUCGCCAUUCAUAUCACUGGUUGUGAAAUUUCAUUAUCAAUUGUCCCACAGUUUGUUAGUAUGAGGCUCACAAACAUACAUUCUCGCAUAUUCUAGUAAGUUGAGGUACUCUAUCUUUGCAUUGAUCUUCAGCUUCAAUCACUACUUACCAUUUUGUGGAUAUUGUCACUAAACUUGCUGGAGUUACCUUACUUACCCCUUUUACCUAAAUUCUUUUGUUUAGUAUACGUUAGUCUACGUAUGUUUACGUUUCUCUAGGUAUAACAAUGUAAUAAAAUUCGUAAAUAAAAAUAAAACAAAAUAAUAUUAU
Molecule: messenger RNA, 2195 nt
Organism: Spodoptera frugiperda (fall armyworm)
Lineage: Eukaryota; Metazoa; Arthropoda; Insecta; Lepidoptera; Noctuidae
Product: queuosine salvage protein
Exons: 4
Coding region: 98-1360 (420 amino acids)
Source: RefSeq, a predicted model, not a curated record